Messenger RNA from Ylistrum balloti, 1920 nucleotides. RefSeq lists its product as uncharacterized. The transcript has 12 exons. Bases 1 to 1920 code for a protein of 639 amino acids. NCBI's taxonomy places the organism in Eukaryota, Metazoa, Mollusca, Bivalvia, Pectinida, Pectinidae. The record is from RefSeq and is a predicted model, not a curated record.
AUGGCCAUGUUGGGAUGGCCAGUUGACCAUCAGAGGAAAAUCGUAAAGGUAUCGCCUGCUGCAACAGGUAUUCCACUGCAACACAACAUUGUCGGGUCAUAUAACGAAGUCCCUAACUUGGCGUGGAGAAGUCUUUCUUCGAAAGAAGAAGUAAUAGAUGACAAAACACUGUCGAGUAUGUUAUUCACAGCGGGAGAAUCAUUCGAUAUUGUGAGUUCACCGGUAGACGCAGAGACAAUCAGUUGUGGAGCAAAACGCAAAAUUUGGAUGAAUGCUACUCGAUUGCAUAAGCUUUGUCUUUCAGACACCUUGCCAGAAGCAGAUGGUUUAUAUCACUGGAAAGAUGUGUGUAUCACAGACGCAGAAACAAAUGAUCCUUGUAAAGAUACGUUCGCAAUUGAGGUCCAUAAUGGCGGGAAUUUUCGAGUUUACGCGUUAGAAUUACUCAGAAGAGACCAAUACGGACUAGAAAAUGACACUGUCGCCUACUGUUUUGAUCUAUCGAUACCUGGUGAUCCCUGUUCAGAUUGGACCCCGCCUGUACUUCCCGGCCUAGAGUACCAUCGACCUGUUAACACUUACGUUACACAGACUGAUGACAGCCUGGUUCAUAACUGGUAUAGUGCUAAACCAUACCAGAUGGUUACAGAGAGUCCGGAUUUAGACCUAACAAAUCGAUGUGGGGCAAACUCUCAAAUGUGGAUGAAUGACUCUCUACCGGAAGCGGAUGGAAAACAUCAUAUUCGGAAACUUUGUGUCACAGAUUUUGCGACGUCAAGAACAUGUGCUGACAGUAUUCAUUACACUUUUAUCAAGAAUUGUGGGAGACAUUAUGUGUAUUUCCUUACCAGUUCUCCAAAACAUGACAGUGCAUACUGCUUUGAUAUCCCCUCGGUUUCUGGUGAUCCAGCUCCAGAUUUUACGCCAAGCAAUGUGCAGAUCAAGACAAGUCUGAAGUGGAUUCCUUACGGUCUAACUUCCUUUAAUGAGAUGCCUAACCUGCAGUUUCAUUGUUCUUUCGAUGAGAAUAACGAAACAGAUUUGUUCUACAGCGUGUACUUCUACGUGAACGGCGAUUAUCUUGACACUGAUAUCAUUAUCCAGGAUCCCUCUUAUGCAUUUGUUACUGAUCUGCAACUCCAAUUUCUCGGAUAUGCUGCUGGAAUAACGAUUUCCUGCCAUGUCGGAGCUAGAUCAUCAAGGGAUGGCAGCACAGGUAUAACAACGAAAAGUCCAGGAUUCUACGCUGGUAUCAAGAUGCUGAAUUCUUCCAUUGAUGUUAAGCGUGGAGAAAAGGGAGUUGUGAGUUUUUACCCCACCAUUCCGUACGGUUGCGUGAAACAUUCGACAAAUCCUGAAUCUACCUGUCAACUGACACUUUAUAUAUCAAGCGACGCAGCAAAUAACAUUUGUGACAGCAACAGCAUUCAACAUCAAUGUACGGUAGAAGUGGCAGGUGUGACAAAGGACAACUACAACAGUGCAUCACCUUGGACAUCGGAAACAAACUAUGAGUUUGAAAUUGCAACAUCAGAAAGCAAACAGGGUUCCUAUUACUUAGCCAAUUCGAAAUUCGUACUGAAGUUACAAACCAAAAACCCUAGUCACCAGUUUUGGAAGAAUAUUGAAUCUGAGACAGUCACAAUCAAUGUUUCUGAUACAGAAGGAGCUGAGAUCUGGCAGGGCAAGGUAUGCUCUGUCCAUUGUGAUCCCCAUCAUUUAACAUUCGAUGGAUUGAGAUUUGAACUUCAGAAACGGGGUCGUUUUUUAUUGAUGAAAACUGAGGAUCCCCCAAUGCAGGUACAUCUUAGUUAUGCGGUCACUGACGUGUGGUUAGAUCAAGACUGUGUACGGGACAAAGUCUUAGGAAAUCCUUUUGCAAUCCCCUAUUGUCCAACGUCUUGCAUCGCAAACUUUUAA